This is a messenger RNA of Alexandromys fortis (reed vole), 3234 nucleotides long. It is a transcript of the gene Tfdp1, whose product is annotated as transcription factor Dp-1. Gene Ontology annotation, biological process: regulation of transcription by RNA polymerase II; regulation of cell cycle. Gene Ontology annotation, cellular component: transcription regulator complex; nucleus. The record is from RefSeq and is a predicted model, not a curated record. Lineage: Eukaryota; Metazoa; Chordata; Mammalia; Rodentia; Cricetidae. The coding region runs from base 1022 to 2086 and encodes 354 amino acids. The transcript has 12 exons. Gene Ontology annotation, molecular function: RNA polymerase II transcription regulatory region sequence-specific DNA binding; DNA-binding transcription factor activity, RNA polymerase II-specific.
CCCACCUGUCAGAGUGGUCGGCGGCAUCUUGGGGUCUUGGCAGUCCGAGGGCCUGCUCCGGCCCGGCCGGGCGGAGCCGCACGGUGUCGUUUGCCCGAGUUGGGGGCCUUGUGCCUCGGUGGGGCCUGAGGUCAGACGGGGCCCGCGCGCCCAGGUGGGGUGAGCCUGACGGCUGCGACCCGCUCUGCCCGCUCUGUCGAGGGGUCGGGCUCUGGCCCCUCGCUGCGAGUGGGAGCUGCUGGUGGCCUCAGGGAGCAUUUCCAUUUGGAGAGGUGACUUAAAGUCCCCGUGUGGGACCUGCUUGGCUAGCUCUCCUGUCGGGAUUGUGCAAGAAAGGCCCCUGCUGCCUGGAGGCCUGCCUCGUGCUGGUGGGGAGAUGUUUCCUUUGAAAUGCGAGGUCUGUUAAACUUCGUUUUUCAUUCUCACUCACUGACCGUCUCCUUCCUUUUUACCAGAUCUGUCCGGUUUCUUCUGUGGAGGGUACGCAGACAGCCUUGAUUUCCUGGAUCUGGUAACAUGGCAAAAGAUGUGUGGUGUCUCUUGUAGCUGUCCACCCAUCCACAGUGAACACACUCGGAAAGCAGCUUUUGCCAAAAACCUUUGGACAGUCCAAUGUCAAUAUCACACAGCAAGUGAUCCACAGAGAAGAUGUGUGUACCCGAGAGUUGGGGAGCUCACUGUGUGCUGUACCUGGUACAGGCAGAGGGCCUCUGGGCAAGCGUGUGUCUGUGUGUCCUGAUGGACGUAGAUCUCAGUGAGAAGUGAGGCUGCCUGUGGCAGGGGCACCCGACCCUCCUUGGCAAAGCAAUUCAAGAAGUACUGUGUGGAGGAGUUGAAGCUGGGAGCCAGUUUUCUUCAGACCCAGUCAUUUGGCAACUUCCUUGUGGGCAAUGGGGGUUGUUGUUCUUCCUGCUGCAGAGUAGACUGAAGUCCCUCACAGCCAUGAGCUCCAGGACUCUACACAGCUCUCGUGCUCGUGUGGGAUGUGUGAACGUGACCAGCAAGCACUACCUGUGGCAGCAUGAAGCUCUUGUCGUCUGUGAUUGGCACGCCUCAGAGACCUGCAGCAUCAAACACUAUUGUGGUAGGAAGCCCACACACUCCCAACACUCACUUUGUGUCUCAGAACCAGCCGUCUGACUCCUCACCUUGGUCUGCUGGGAAGCGGAACAGGAAAGGUGAGAAGAAUGGCAAGGGCCUACGGCAUUUCUCUAUGAAGGUGUGUGAGAAGGUGCAGAGGAAAGGGACCACCUCCUACAAUGAGGUGGCUGAUGAGCUGGUUGCAGAGUUCAGCGCUGCUGACAACCACAUCCUACCAAAUGAGUCCGCUUAUGACCAGAAGAACAUUCGGCGGCGUGUCUACGAUGCCUUAAACGUGCUGAUGGCCAUGAACAUCAUCUCCAAGGAGAAGAAGGAGAUCAAGUGGAUCGGCCUACCCACCAACUCAGCUCAGGAGUGCCAGAACCUAGAGGUAGAGAGGCAGCGGAGGCUGGAGAGGAUCAAGCAGAAGCAGUCACAGCUCCAGGAGCUCAUCUUGCAGCAAAUUGCCUUCAAGAACUUGGUGCAGAGGAACCGCCAAGCCGAGCAGCAGGCCCGCCGGCCACCUCCUCCCAACUCUGUCAUCCACUUGCCCUUCAUCAUUGUGAACACCAGCAGGAAGACCGUCAUUGACUGCAGCAUCUCCAAUGACAAAUUUGAGUAUCUGUUUAACUUCGACAACACGUUUGAAAUCCAUGACGAUAUCGAGGUGCUCAAGCGCAUGGGCAUGGCAUGCGGGCUGGAAUCGGGGAACUGUUCUGCUGAAGACCUCAAGGUGGCGAGAAGUUUGGUACCAAAAGCUCUAGAACCAUAUGUGACAGAAAUGGCUCAGGGAUCCAUUGGUGGAGUAUUCGUCACAACAACAGGUUCUACAUCCAAUGGCACAAGGCUUUCCGCCAGUGACUUGAGCAAUGGUGCAGAUGGGAUGCUGGCCACAAGCUCCAAUGGGUCUCAGUACAGCGGCUCCAGGGUAGAGACCCCUGUUUCGUAUGUUGGGGAGGAUGAUGAUGACGACGAUGACUUUAAUGAGAACGACGAGGAGGAUUGAUUACUCAGCCUGUAGACCCCUUCUUCAAAUUCAGCUUCAGGAAAAAAUUACUAGAGAAGAAAACUUAAAGUGGGACUUUUUGUUCUUUUUGGCCUGCUUCCAAGAAGAUAUCCAUGAGUUGUUGGGUUAGCUGUGCACCAUCAGUAAGGACCGUGCCCGCCAUGGUGUGAGCUGCGUUGCAGAUGUUUUGAAGCCAGCGUGCUGAUGCAGAGCCCAUAUUUACUUUUAGGAUUUUGUGUUUUUGCGCUUUCUCUUUCUCUUUUUUAUUUUGUUUGAAGUUUAUUUUGCCCCUCAACAGUUGUUGCUGGGUUUGCUGAGGAAACUGCACUGCACCCACACCAGUGACAAUAAUAAAUGCUAUCCUUCCUGGGCAUCCAGCACCCAGGUGGUAAAUUACCAGACUUCAGGGUGAAUUUUCCUUCCAUUUGUUAAAUCAUGCGGUGUCCAAAGAACCAAGCCAAUAGCAAAGCUCUAGUUUUUAAACAUUAAGCGCCAUACGUCUUAUUAUGACUUUAUUUUUCCUUAAAUUAUAUUGACUGUUGUAAUUCCAUCAAGUUUGUACACUUUUUUUUCUAUUGCAACAACAAAUUGCAAAGUAGUUUUUCUUGUUUGUUUGUUUUUGUUUUGUUUGGAAGAAGUUUACUGCCACGCUGGUGCAGCUAUGGAAAUUGUCUAGAAAGUUUGCUUAUGGUAAAUUUGCCUGAUUUCUUACAGGCUACGUUUGGAAACUUUUUAUUAUAUAGUUGUUUACAUACUUAUAAGUCUAUCAUUUAAAGACGUGUACUGAAACAAAUGUUGUAUUUGUUUCAUGAGCAUCUUCCUGUAAUCUAUUAUAAAGUUGAAAUUAAACAUAGAGAAUGUUUUAACAGUUUUUUAACUCAAAAUUUGUCAAUCAUUUUUAAUAGUUCUUUUUUUAUAAAAAGAAAAAGGAAUUUAAGGACAGGCAAUAGUCUCUUAAAAUUUAUUCACAAAAACUCGUUAACUGCACAGUUGCUCUUAGCUGCCUGUUCUAAAAUGAUAGUCUUUUUAUUGAAACACAAAUAAACUUUUCUGUAAUAUUUUAUGGAAUAUAAAGAGACUUUAAUUGUUUGACUUGUUUAACUCGGCACUGUUAGUUUUAUUAAUAAAACGUGCAUGGGCAUUUUAAA